GUGUCAGAUAUUUUGUGUAGUGCUGACGAGCUGAUUUAAAUGCCCUUCAGUUCCUUGUUCAGGAUGCGUGCACUGUUUUUCUUGGUAAGCCACAACGUGGUUGUAUCAGUUCUGUUGGGGCUGCAGAGAGUUUCACACUCAGUUAUUAGAGAUACCGACCACAGAAGACAUCAAUGGAUUAUGAGGAUUAUGACCUUGACUUUUUUUUUAAUCUGUCAAAUGUGACAGUAAAUCCAGAACAUGUCAGAGAUGAACCGGUUGUGUUAUGCGAGAAAAGCGAUGUCAUCCUUUUUGGUGCAGCACUUCUUCCGACAUUCUACUACAUAAACUUUUUACUUAGCUUGUUGGGGAACGGGCUGGUGCUGUGUAUCAUCUACAAAUAUGAGAAGCUUAGCACAGUCACCAACAUAUUCUUACUUAACCUUGUCAUCUCAGACCUGGUCUUUGCAUCUAGUCUCCCGUUUUGGGCAGUGUACCACAGCUCUGAAUGGAUUUUCGGCAGUACCCUGUGCAAGUUGGUGGGAAGUUUUUAUUCCAUCGGCUUCAACAGCUCCAUCCUUUUCCUUACACUCAUGACAUUUGACCGCUACCUGGCAGUGGUCCAUGCCGUCACGGCAGCCAGGAGCAGGAGGAGAGCAUAUGCGUUUGCAUUGUCUGCUGUUGUUUGGGUGCUCAGUGUAUUGGCUAGUAUAAAGGAUAUCAUUCUUCACAACGUGAGAGACAAUCAGGACAGUGGUAUGCUGUGUGAAGUGACGGGUUACUCCCAGAGUGUCCUCAUAAAUUGGGAGUUGCUUGGGUAUUAUCAGCAGUUUCUCCUUUUCUUCUUAGUGCCUCUGGCUAUCGUCUUGUACUGCUAUGUCCGCAUAACCAUCACAAUCAUGUACACUCGCAUAGUGGAGAAGUGCAGGGCAGUCAAACUCAUCUUUGUCAUCAUCUUCACCUUCUUCAUCUGCUGGACGCCUUACAACGUGGUCAUCCUGCUACAAGCGAUCAAGACGUCCUUUGGAGACCAGAUGCAGUGUUCAAAUGCCCUUGACUAUGCCCUGUACGUGACACGAAACUUUGCAUACUUAUACUGUUGCAUCAGCCCCGUAUUUUAUACCUUUUUGGGCAAGAAAUUUCAAAACCAUUUUCUGAAACUUUUGGACAAGCAUCUGCCAUGUCUGAAGAUAACUGUACUGUCAACGCAAAGCAGUAAAAGCACAUCAUUCAGGAGCCCGAACACUGUUGACUGAUAUGAUUCAGAAAGUGUGACCAUGGAGGCUGCGGUUAAUUUGUAAAGUAGCAACUUUGUACUAUUUUGUAUUAAAAUUGUUACUAAGAGGACACAAAAAGGAACAUUUACCUUUUUGUAAAAAAAAAAAAAAAAAAAAAGAAACAAAAAGAACCAUCCAAAUUGCAAUAUUUGCUUUGCUUUUUUUGAGAAUAAAUCAUUUUAUAGAAAGCAGGUAUAGAAAGAAUGUUUUAUAAUACAUUUAAGACCAUCUGUACAUACUCAUUCACAAAACUUGCCAGUUGAGUAAAGAAAAUAACAAAAAGCAUUUUUUUUUAUUUUUUUUUACAUUUGCUUCUGUGAUUAAAGUUUAUUGCAACAUAAUGUGCAUUGUGUAAGCCUUGACUUGGUACUAGAUGGGUUCUUGUGCAAUGUAGCCAUCAACGAUUUUCAUCUUACUUAUGUAUAGCUUAAUAUUUUGCAUGGUUUUUUUUGCUGAACAUAUGGAAUUUUUAAAUAUGGUUAUUCUGAGUUUUAUAAAUGGGGCAAAUUACUUAUUUUACAUCACUGUUCAACUGCUGGUAUAUGAGAUGAAACAUUUUUGUGACAGGAAUCUUGGUGAUAUAAACUAAUUUUUAGUGAUGUUGUUUUAGUCAAGUGAAACUAACACAUUUUUUUCUGUUUAAAUGUUUAAAAAUAAAAAAAAUAAGUAAACUUCCUGUCUUGUUCACACCUAAAUGUACCCUGUCUAAAUUAUGAUCUAUGGCCUCCUUAUCUGCAAUAUAUCACAUUUUUGUGCAUGGAAAAUAAAUAUUUCUUAUUAAUCUGUUUUCUA
Molecule: messenger RNA, 2048 nt
Organism: Myxocyprinus asiaticus (Chinese sucker)
Lineage: Eukaryota; Metazoa; Chordata; Actinopteri; Cypriniformes; Catostomidae
Product: C-C chemokine receptor type 3-like
Exons: 2
Coding region: 174-1235 (353 amino acids)
Biological process (GO): G protein-coupled receptor signaling pathway; chemotaxis; immune response
Cellular component (GO): membrane
Molecular function (GO): chemokine receptor activity
Source: RefSeq, a predicted model, not a curated record